AUGACGUCCAGGUUCCCGGCCGACAAGCCGGAAAAACUGCGCACCUUACUCUCCGGCCUACGAGAUACACCGCAAGAUUUAGACCCUUAUAAUGUCAAGGAUGUCCUGGCUUGGGCAAUGUCCCAGUCUCCUACGGGUGAUGGGCGGCACCACUGGUACUGCCACCGUGCAGGGGAUUUGUUGAAUAUGGCAUCCGCAUAUCUUCUGUGCAUGUUCUCGUACAGUAACAGCGAGAAGUGGAAGGAAAGGCUGGGUCUCGUGCUAUCCGGCUGCUGCGACUGUGUGCGAGGAUUACAGGAGGCGAAGCGGGAAACGCGACAUACGUAUCUAGGCAACUACGACUCUCAAACUGUGGACUACUUUAUCAAAGCCUUGAACGAAUGGGAGGCGCAACACGUCGCAAAGCGCCUAGGGGACGUUCUAGAUGGCACCCCUACAGCUACUUUAUGCGAUGCCCCCCUUCCUGUCGUCUACCACAUUGCUUCCAAUUUCGAUGUUAUGCGGGACUCAUCCAUCCUCUCCGCAUUGCAAAGAUGUCCACCGACGGACACGACACGAACCCUGCCCGGUUGGCCGUCUGCUACUCCUGCGCCGGGACUAUUCUAUCUCAGUCUACAUCGCGACGAGCACGUGCGAGUGUUUUUCACAAACCUCCUCCGCCUCUCCCCAAGCGUCCCAAUACCCGAUAAUGUUUUUGUGGGGUCAUACGUAGACGUGAUUCAAACGCUCUGCCAUAUAAUCACUACUUCGAACUCUGCCGCGGCCGGCAGCUCUCAACUUGACUCGACAUUUCCCUUUUCUGUUGAACCAAUCCCUCUUUGGGACGUUAUCAGGGUCCAGCUCCAAUACAUACCCGUCAAAUAUCUGCGUCCCAAUAAAGAGACUUCGCUAGACCUUGCAAACGCCAUUGUCGGCAGAUUACACGACGUCGGCUCUCACUUCGAGAAUGUACUCAGAUGCUUUCUUUUCACCAUCAAACGUCUCAACAGUGACUUUUGGAGGGAUCGUGGCGACGAUUAUCCGCAGAUGAUCUUUGAUUCCAUCAGAGGCAACUCCUCAUACUCCGGCCUGCUUCAGCCCAUGAGCGAGGACGAACGUCUUCCUUGGUAUCUUACUGGGCUCUUUGACUUUGCUUGGAGCAUCUGGUCUGUUCCGAGGUUCGGCGAUGUCUUCGCGACGAUGGUCGCGUUUCUCUGUGGAGAGUUGCAACAUGAACGCUUUAAGGACUCGAGGCCUUUGACCAUGGCAGCGGCUGCGAAGCUUGUAUCAGCAACCCUCAACAGGUCGGAGACUGCGACCACAGAUAGCAAAGAGCAGGUCAAAGCCGCCUUAUCUGCUAUUAGCGUCAAUGUGGGGCCCAUUGUUACUACUGCGUUGAGCCGGGAGACUCUGCAACCCAAGUGGAAGGUUGCUAGAAGUUUGGCGCAGGAGCUCAUAUACCAUGCAAUGCUCGAAGACGUCAAGAGCGUUCUGAAGUCGGUUCAAGGGCUCUCUAGCGCAUGGUGGUCUCUAAAGCGGGCCAAAGCGAAGCGCAGUGUGCCAGCAUUACCAUCCUGCGAACCUCCGGCCGUUCACGAGGGCAUUUGGUCGCAGUACUACGAUCGCUUGAUGGCCGACGAUGUCGACGGCAUGGCUCUCCUCCUCCGAGCAGUUUCGCCGGUCUCACACCUCGACCAACUCAUGAAGCAGGCAUACCAUCCCCUGCUCGAGGCGAAUAGGGAGACGAAAGCGGCUUUCGAUGGAGUCAAUCGUGGCCUGGAGGUCUUUCGUGAGAGACUACCGCAGGCGCUGAACGUCUUCGAGAACCGCAACGGAGUCAAGGUCGUGGAGUUGUUCCAGCGGGGUGGAGCAGUCCAAAAUCUCAUUGAGCUGAUGCUAUGCCCCGUCGACGACAUUCGCACCGCAGCCGAGUCGCUUGCUGGUCGGCCUUACGACUUCGACGUCCGAGUCGAUUGCUUCCGCGGGCUUAUUGAGCACUUCCCCGAGCCCGCCGUCAAGGGCAUCCUGGCGUUCAUCGACUCAUUCGUCAAAUACAUUCCCACGGCAGUGGAGGCUUGCAUGCUCUCCAGCGCGACCGUUCAAUGCCUCGCGGACAUCCUCAGCGUUUUGGUCGACCAACCAGACGGCCUUCUCUACGACGAGAAGUUCUUGAAGGGACAGGUCGAUUUCAGGCCAGCAACGCGUAUGCCAGAGCUCUGGAACUUGAUGAACAAGGCCCUCGCGACUAUCUUCCAGUAUACACCACAGUGGUCGAUGUUCGUCGAAGACACCCAGUGGAUGGUCAACUGGAUGCGUGACGCGGUGAUCAUGGGCGAGGCAAUGGUCAGCAAAUGGCGCCAGUUUGAGGACGCAAUCGUUCGGUCGACCUCCGAAGGCUCGACCACACGUGGUCUGUCGCGUACAGGGCGUAAUAUGCUCAAAGACCUACAAAUCAUGCUCGCGGACCUCACCCGCUGGUUGCGUUUGACGGACUCAGAGCUUCUACGAAGAUCGUUCGAGUUGAUCAAGCGUGUACUCGGCGUAUUCGAGGAGGCCGGUACGACACCCAACUCAGAGUCGGUGGAUCGCAUCAGACGCGAUAUCAAGCGCUGGAUGGGGAAGCCGGACUCUAGUCGCCUCGACAAGAAACAGUUACAAGAGCUUUUGGAGAUCGCCGACUCUCUCGCAGACGACGAGCCUCAAAUCAUCGAUAACGAAGUCGAGAUCAUCGAGGCACCCUCUAAACAGCGCAAACUUGAUUUCGGCGGGAAGUCCGCGACGCCUGAACCAUCCACCUCCAAGGGCCUGAAGCCAACAGGUCGCUCACAGCUGUCCAUCAAGGAUUUUGCCAGCUCGUCUUCGCGCAGCUCGGAGUCGCGCGGGCUCAAACCAGCCACAAAGCCUCCUCCACCCGCACCGCCGAAGGCCAAGCCCUCGGCGUCUACAUCUUCGCACAAGGCGACCUCUUCGCUCAUGAAGGAAGCUCAGGCCUCAUACCACAAGGCCCAACGUCUGUCCGCGCGCGAGGAGAAGAAGCUGAGCGCCGCAGCCGCUCCACGCCCUAAACCGUUUCAACCGGCGAGGUCAGGAUCGCGCGCGAGCUCAGAUGCGUCUGGUCCGUCAGACAACGACGCCGAGGAUGCAUCAUCAUCAGGGAGCGAUGGUGAAGGAGGUCUUGCCUCGCUCAACACCCUCAAGAAGACGAAGCAGAAGCGCAAACGGCAAGCUGAGCCUGAGCGACGGACGAUGCUUCUCGGCAUGGACAACAUCCCUGGUGCAGCACGAUACGGCCGUGGCGCGUUGUCGGCGAGAGACGAGGCUCGGCGCAAACGACAGCGUACGCGCCCGGACGUGUCGGAGCUGCAUAAGGCUAUUCUUUCGUGGGAGUAUGAGCACGACGGGCCGGUACCACCCGGUACACCCCUCAAGACACAACAGGUCCGCGAUGUAUAUCGCACGUAUUGGGACUUCCGGACCACGUUUGAACCCCUCCUUCUACUGGAAUGCUGGGCGCAGCUGGUUCAGAGUCGCUCGGAGAAGCAGGAGAAGUACGAGGCGCAGAUCACGUCGCGUCAGUACGUCGACCAGUGGCUUGAUCUGGACGUUUUCAUCGAGGAGAGUCUUGCGCCCGGUUGGAGUUUGAACGAGACCGACAUCGUACUCAUGCGCCACCCGACCAGUCGGAAGUCGAUUCUCGCAAAGACGAACUCGUACAGGACCGUCCGUGGGAACAAGGUUGGCGUGCAUGCGACGUUGCGUUGUUGCCUGGCAGGACGCCCAGAUCCUGGACUCAAUCCCAAUACGAGAUGGCAGAUUAGCAAGGCGUUCAGCUUGGCCACUGUACACCGCGAGUUCGGCGCCCUCGUCUCCCUCGAGUUCUACGAUCACUGUCCAUUCAUUCUCUCUCCCAAGUUACCGAUGCCCAGUAGGGUAGAUGAGGGCGAGGUAGACAGGACCAUGCGCAAGUACAGUCUGAACGAACCGCAAGCCCGCGCAAUCGUGUCAGCGCUACGUUCAGAAGGUUUUGCGCUUAUACAAGGUCCUCCGGGUACAGGAAAGACCUCGACCAUCUGUAGCCUGGUGGAGGCGUUCAUCGCACAGCGUUCUGGUACCAGCACCGUCGUGACUGCUGGACGCACCGCUGCGCCCACGGAUAAGACACCCGUGAAGAAGAUCCUCAUCUGCGCUCCAAGUAACGCUGCUAUCGACGAAGUGGCCAGCCGUAUACGCGACCGCGGUAUCAGCGCACAGACACCGAUCAAGGUUGUCCGUAUCGGCGCGGAGAAGGCGCUGAACGUUAGCACGAAGGAUCUUGCGCUGGAUGCUCUCGUUGACGAGCGCUUGGGAGGAGAUACUGCUAUGAAGGGCAAUGAUGAGUACGCGCGCGUUGCAUCCGCGCUACAGGCUGUCAAAGCGGCGAUCCUGGAAAAGGAGAACGAGGCCAGCAUUGUCGUGGACAACACGGCGCGCUUGCAGGUUCUGGAGUCGGAUCGAAGCGCUCUGCUCAACAAGCGCCGUGAUCUCUCUAAGCAGUUGAACGUCAUCAAGGACAAGAACCAGAACGAGAGCCGCACACUUGAUUCGAGGCGGCGUGACGCCCGCGCGGCUAUCCUUGCCGAAGCUGAUGUCAUUUGUGCGACGUUGUCCGGCGCUGGCCAUGAUAACCUGGACGUCCUCGAGUUUGAGAUGAUCAUCAUCGAUGAAGCGGCACAGGCUAUUGAGCUUAGCACGCUCAUCCCUCUUAAGUUCGACUGCAAACGGGUGGUCAUGGUUGGAGACCCUCAACAGCUGCCUCCGACAGUCAUCUCCAAAGAGGCUACGCGCUACAUGUACAACCAGUCCUUGUUCGUGCGACUGCAGAAGCAGCGCCCGGAAGCGGUCCAUUUGCUCAGUAUCCAAUAUCGUAUGCACCCAGAGAUCAGCGUCCUUCCAAGCCAGCUCUUCUACCAAGGGCGCCUCCAAGAUGGCCCCGAUAUGGCCGAACGCACAAAGCGCGUCUGGCAGGACAACCCUCGCUUCGGCAUCUACCGCUUCUUCAACAUCGUCGGCAGUCAAGAGACGAACGUCGGGUUCUCCGCUACCAAUCCCAUGGAAGUACAGACUGCCGUGCAGCUCUUCCGUCGUUUGACGAGGGAGUUCUCCACGAUCGACUUUACGUCGCGCAUCGGGUUCAUCAGUCCGUACCGGGAGCAGGUCAAGGCGCUACGAAUAGCUUUCAGGAAGAACUUCGGGGAUGAUGUGGCGGGCGCUAUUGAUUUCAACACUGUUGAUGGUUUCCAAGGACAGGAGAAGGAGAUUAUCAUCCUUUCUUGUGUGCGUGCUGGACCGGGUCUGGAGAGCAUCGGUUUCUUGAGGGAUGUCCGUCGGUUGAACGUCGCCAUCACUCGUGCCAAAUCGUCGCUCUUCAUCCUCGGGCAUGCGCCCACGCUCGAGCGCAGCGACGAGAAUUGGCGACACAUGGUUCAAGACGCUCGGAGUAGACAACUCUUCACAGACGUCGACGGAUCAUACUUCACCGCUUCCGGACCGCCGAAGGCGCGCCCAUCAUCCAAAGCCGUUCCUCCCCCACCACCUCCGCCGCUGCCCAAGCCCGACGUCCCGCUUGUACCCGCAGGCUCCUCGAUGCCCGCUCUGAUGACCCCAAGCCAGAUGCGCACGAAAUCAUCCCAGGGCUCAAUCCCGUCUGCGCCCUCUGCGCCAGAACUCGACGGCGGUGACGUCCCGCCACCAUCAGCGCCAACAGACGCGGGCGCCUCGAAGAAGCGCCCGUUACCUGCGGAUAGCGGGCCGACGAAACCGGGCGGUGGGCCGCCACAGAAGAAGGCGAAGCCGACGGUGAAGACGAAGGAUAAGACAAAGUCGUUGUUCAUACCGAAGAAGAAGUGA
Peniophora sp. CBMAI 1063 is the source of this 5865-nucleotide messenger RNA. The record is from the annotation of a GenBank genome assembly. Lineage: Eukaryota; Fungi; Basidiomycota; Agaricomycetes; Russulales; Peniophoraceae.